GCUGUAGUUUGCGUCACUGUUGGAUUUUAUUUUCCAAGGGUUGUUAAAUUUACGCCACCCUCCCUGAAGAAAGCACAAGCUUCUAAUAAAGUGGCAAAUGAGUGUGUAACUUGCUAACCACCACGUUGAGUAACACUAUGCAAACAACAGUUGCUGAAAUCCACAAGUGACCACCGGUUGGUCCAACCCACAGCGUCACUUCAGCUACAGGCUCUGCUGCAUGUAAGUGCCAACAAAUGCUGAGCAAUGACUUCCAUGCAGCGCUGAAAAAUCAAAGACAGCAACUUUCCAAUAUGAACUUUGACACUGGGGGGGCGACAUCCGGGUUCUGACCAUGUGACCACAGCUCGCUCUCACAUGACAGGAGGCUGCUCGAGCCAGCUUUUCAAUCCACAUUCAAAAAAAUGAACACGAAGUGAAAUAAAAUGAAAGACUGUGAGUUUUAAAAGCACCGAUCACUAUGAGUGACAGACUCGCGGUGCCAACUCUGACAGUGAAGGCACACAGACCUCAUUUCUCUGCGGGCAGCUUUGCUUGUUUUACCUGUGCAUGAUGGCCUGAGGGUCCGCACGCCCAAACUGCUGGAAGAGGUUCAGAUACUGAGAGCAAGUAAACCAGGAAGAGUGAAAGUUUUAAGAAAUGUCAAAGAUCAUCUGCGCAGGAAAACAUCCACAUAUCAUUAACCUCAACUCUAUUAAUGAACUAUAUUAAUGCUUUUUGUUGUUGUUGUUUAUGUUCUGGUUUCCUGUUCAAAUCACAGCUAGACAGUUUUCCACGCUGCAACCUUUCCGGAAGAAAUCAAUACCACCAUGGAAACUUUGCAACAGUAUCAAAGAUCAUCACCAGCAACGGUGACAGUGAAGUAAUUUUCGACAGGAGGGCAUCAAGCAUCAGGCGUGAUGUUGGUGCGCACAGAAGAUUGACUUAUGAGGAGGCAGUGCAGGAAGCGGGUUUUGGUUUGUUCCACUGGCUGCUGUUGGCGGUGUGUGGCUGGGCCAAUGCCAGCGAUGCCGUGGAGAUUCUCUGCGUGUCUUUUCUCCUGCCGACGGCGCGCUGCGAUCUGCAGCUGAGCUCCUCAGAAAUGGGCCUGCUGACCGCCAGCAUUUUCCUUGGAAUGAUGGUGGGUGGCUACCUGUGGGGAUACCUGGCUGACCAGAGGGGGCGUCGCAGCAUCUUGGUCGUCUCCCUGACCAUCAACGGGCUGUUUGGAAGUCUUGCCAGCCUGGCUCCGUGGUUCUGGCUCUUCCUGCUGCUGAGGUUCAUCAGCGGCAUUGGGGUCGGCGGGUCGAUCCCCGUUAUCUUCGCCUACUUCUCGGAGUUCAUGCCCCGUCUGAGGAGGGGUGCAAUGAUCAGCGCUCUGGCCACCUUCUGGAUGGCAGGAAACAUCCUGGCUGCAGGUCUGGCCUGGUUGGUGAUUCCAACGACAUGGGCACAUUUCUCUGUGGGAUCUCUGGACUUUCAGAGCUGGAGGCUGUUUGUGGUGCUCUGCUCCGUCCCCAGCCUCACCUCAGCCCUCCUCUUCAAGCUCCUCAUGCCUGAAAGCCCCAAGUUCCUCAUGGAGGCUUCCCGCGAGAGAGAGGCAAUCCAAGUCUUCCGGGUGAUGUUUGAGCUGAACAUGUGGGGAAAAGGAAAAGAUUUCCCGGAAUUUGGUUUGUGUGCGAGCUCCAAGCACCACAGAGGGGAACCGGAGGGGACUGGGACUCUGGGUUCACUUAGAGGGACUCUUGUCUGUAUUUUGAAAAAGGGCUUGGGGCCCCUUAAACUGAUGUUUAAAAGUCCACUAAAAUCCAGGAGUGUCGUCCUGCUCGUCGUCUUCUACUGCAUCUCCUUCGGUUACUACGGGCUGUGGAUGUGGUUCCCGGAGCUUUUUGAGAGGAUUGAGGACGGCGGUUCACCCUGUGCCAACGUGUCCCUCCAGACUCCACUCCACAACCAGAGCUGCUACCCGGUCAAAACAGCUGUGUACAUGGAAGGCUUCUUGAUCGCUGCAUCCAACCUGCCGGGAAACAUCUUCACUAUUCUCGUGGUGGAGAGCGUCGGAGGAAAAACUCUGCUGUCCUGCAGCCUGCUGGUGUCCAGUCUCAGUGUCUUCUUCAUCUACGUGGUCCAGACCAGGGUUCAGAGCGUUACCCUGUCCUGUGUCUUUGGUGCCGUGUCAGUGAUCACCUGGAACUCCCUGGACGUGGUGGGAACCGAGCUCUACCCGACUCAGCUCCGGUCCUCUGCUCUCGGUUUCUUCACAGGAGUGGGCCGAGUGGCAGCGAUCACGGGUAACGUGGUCUUCGGAAAGUUGGUGGACUCGAACUGUGCCGUGCCGAUCCUGCUUGUGUCGGCUCUGCUGCUGACCGGAGGACUGGUGGCUCUUCUGCUUCCGCAAACCAAGCAGACUGAGCUCACCUGAUGGCUCGGACUCUCUAAGUCACGCUUUAAAUUAAUAAAUUAUUAGCAAACAUCCUCUUAACGUCUUUAAGGAAGCAGACUGUAGAAUUUCUGCCUUUUUUGUCUCCUCCCGGAGGACUUCUGGACGCUCUCCCGUCUGUCGUCUCUCUGUGUGCCUUUUCGCAGUGCCUCAUUCAAAACGCCAACAUGAAGAGAAACUGUCAAAAGGCAGACGGCUCCAUACAACCUGCCAAGAAUUAUUAUUCAGGAAAUAAGGAAUAAGAAGAAAAAGAAAUGCAUUUGCACUACAUGGUUAAUGUGAGCUUCUGAAGAUUCAAAUCCUGCUCAGGCACGAAGUGUACAAACUGCCAAGAACAACUUCAGAAAGUUUGUCAGUCUCAAACUCGACCAAAGUCUUCCCUCCUAUGUCAAAAGGUAGUCUGAACAUGAUGACUUUCUGGAGUGAUCGGAUCAGAGGCCGAUGUGGGACUGGAAUCUGAGAUGUGAAAAGGCCUUUGGCGGUCGUCUUUCGGGCUCAAUGGGCAGCCUUUGCAGUAAAGAUAAAAUCACAAUUGUCCUUUUCCUUAAACGCCUGAUCAUGUGUACAAGCUACACCAAUCAGAUUCAUUUUGGAAGACCAAAGAUUAUAAAUUUCAUCUGACAGUCACUAAAAGCACCAGAGCAGGUACAGAUGAACUUUAUCAACCCGAGUGAACACGAGUGCUGGAAAAAGUGUUCCUUUACUACAGCGACUUUAAUUGCAUUCAAAAACGCACUUGAGUAAAAGCCCGAAGGCACAAAAAAAAAUCAAGAGUAAAUGUACUGCCCCCCUUCUCUUGACUGGUGUAGUAUUUUCUAUGACAAGAUUUUUACUGUUGCAGCUGCUCGAUGCAGAGCCUGAACUCCUUUGUUAGAAAUCACCAGUUUAAUCAGUAGCCAUAAAUUGCAUUUUAGAGGCUUUUCGUGUUUUGUAAUCUGAAUCCAACUAACUAUAGUUAAGCAGGAAUUGUACACAACUGCAGUACUUGGGUAGGUGUAUUUACAAACCAAAAAACGUCUCCCGAAAUGUUUGCAUUUUUCAGACAAAAGCUUUCAGGAAAAUGUCUGUACUUCAGUUUUUUACUUGAAUACUUUAUAACAGCAGACUGCUGACCGUUUACCUCCACUCAGCACUCCAGUGGGGUUUUUUUCCAUAAGACUGAAUGAGACGUGACGAUGUAUCUGUAAUUUUUAUUUGUAUAAUAAAUAAACUUGUAAUAC
Molecule: messenger RNA, 3639 nt
Organism: Scatophagus argus
Lineage: Eukaryota; Metazoa; Chordata; Actinopteri; Scatophagidae
Gene: sv2
Product: synaptic vesicle glycoprotein 2
Exons: 13
Coding region: 698-2401 (567 amino acids)
Biological process (GO): transmembrane transport
Cellular component (GO): membrane
Molecular function (GO): transmembrane transporter activity
Source: RefSeq, a predicted model, not a curated record